CAUGCUCCACAUCUUAGCAUCUGACACGCCACAGAAAUGGGUAACGUUGCAUGUUCUGGGUUCUAGCUUCACACGUUCCUAUGUAUUCUAAAUUCAUCAGUUACUGGAUAAUACAAAAAACCCAGACGUGGCAGUUGUAGCUCAAGCCCAGAAGUCCCUCCUCACGGUUAAGUGCUUUAUCUCUUAGGUUACAGGGUUAGAAUUAGAGGGGUUCAAAUUAUUUCAGAUCACCCGAGAAGAGUUGGGUGUGGAGUAGGAGUAGAAAGUUUGGAGUGAACAUGCAUUAAUUGCUGAGAAACAGCACAUGUCACACUGACUCCUCCCCAUCUACUUAAUUUGAUGCUUAGUCUGAAAACAAAUUCUGUGAGACAAAGCAAACUCCGUUAACCUUUGGGAGCAUAUAGCAUUUCAUUCAUUUCUCUUGAUAGGUAAAGCUUUGUUUUUCAGGCUUUACUGCAACAGCGAUGGCUUGCCCUCAGCCAUCAGAUGAGCUUGUCUUUUUUGUGAAUGGCAGGAAGGUAACGGAGAGGCAGGCAGACCCUGAAGAAUUGCUGCUGUAUUAUCUGAGAAAGAAACUCCGUCUCUCAGGUACAAAAUAUGGCUGUGGAAUAGGAGGAUGUGGUGCCUGCACUGUGAUGAUAUCCACAUAUGAUCCAGUUGCCAAGCAGAUACAACAUCAUCCUGCCAACUCCUGCCUUCUCCCCAUAUGCACUCUGCAUGGUGCUGCUGUCACUACUGUGGAAGGGGUUGGAAGCAUAAAGGCCAGGAUUCAUCCAAUUCAGGAAAGGCUUGCCAAGUGCCAUGGUUUCCAGUGUGGCUUCUGCACCCCUGGAAUGGUGAUGUCCAUAUAUGCUUUACUGAGAAAUCAUGCCAAACCUUCCAUGGAGCAGAUAAUUUCUGCUCUGGAUGGUAAUUUGUGUCGUUGUACAGGAUACCAGCCAAUUAUAGACAGCUGCGCAUCUUUUGUUGGGGAGCCAACAUGUUGCCAGCUUAGAGGUACUGGACAGUGUUGCUUGGAUAAGGAAGAAUGUGUGUGUACGUCUUCUACAGAAGGUCAAAUUCAUUCAGGUCUUUACAAUCCAGAAGAAUUCCCAUCCAUGGAUCCAACACAGGAAUUUAUAUUUCCUCCUGAACUAAUGAUAAUGGCUCAAGAGCAGCAAAAAAGAACUUUGGUUUUCCAUGGCAAGAGAACAACAUGGAUUUCUCCCCCUAGCCUGAAGGAACUUCUGGAGCUGAAAGCCAAGUAUCCAAAGGCACCCCUGGUUGUGGGGAACACCAGUGUGGGACUCAAAAAAAAUCACCAUGGUACCUAUCAUCCAAUCAGUCUUCAUCCUGUUAGGAUUCCAGAGAUGCAUGUUGUGAGUAGCACAAAUAAUGGGCUAGUAAUAGGAGCUGCCUGCUGCUUGGCCCAGCUCAGAGACAUCCUGAUGGAGGCAGUCACAAAACUUCCCCAGGAGAAAACAAAAAUCUACCAAGCUCUCUUGCAACACCUGAGAACUCUUGCUGGAGAACAGAUCAGGAGCAUGGCAUCUUUAGGAGGACACAUUGUAAGCAGGGGAUCAACAUGGGACUUGAACCCAAUCUUAUCAGUUGGCAAAUCUGUUCUCAACGUGGCAUCAGAAGAUGGUGAAAGACAGAUUCUUUUAAAUGAUCAGUUUCUUGCUGGCUGUGAGAAUGCAGAUAUAAAGGCCAAGGAGGUCAUUGUUUCUGUUCUCAUCCCAUACUUGCUGAAGGAUGACUUUAUUUCAGCCUUCAGGCAGGCUGAAAGUCAGAAAAAUGCUUUUUCCAUAGUGAAUUCUGGAAUGAGAGUCCUCUUCAAUCCAGGCACAGAUACCGUUGUAGAUCUGAGUAUUUUGUAUGGAGGCAUUGGCUCAACCACGAUUAGUGCAAAAAAGUCCUGCAAGAAGCUCAUAGGAAGACAGUGGAAUGAUCAGAUGCUGAAUGAAGCUUGCAGACUGGUGCUGGAGGAAAUUUUCCUCCCUCCAUCAGCUCAGGGUGGAAAAGUGGAAUAUAGAAGAACUCUGCUUGUCAGCUUCCUUUUCAGAUUUUACCUGGAAGUGUUACAUGGUUUAUAUCAGAUGUAUCCUUUCAGGUAUGCUGAGCUCUCACAGGAGAGGAUGAGUGCUUUGGGAUUGCUACAAAGUGGUGCUCCCCAGGGUGUCCAGAUCUAUGAGGAUGUUGACCCAGGACAGUCUCCACAAGAUCUUGUGGGCCGUCCCAUCAUGCACCAGUCUGGUAUUAAGCAUGCCACUGGUGAAGCAGUUUACACUGAUGACAUUUGUCCAGUGGAUGGAGAACUUUCACUGGCUGUGGUCACCAGUAUUAAAGCCCAUGGAAAGAUCAUAUCAAUUGAUGCAUCAGAAGCCCUUCAGGUGCCAGGAGUGGUUGAUGUUGUGACAGCAAGAGAUAUUCCUGGGGAAAACGGCAAGGAUGAGCAAGCAUAUGCAGAAGAUAAGGUGAUUUGUGUUGGUCAGAUAAUCUGUGCUGUGGUUGCAGAGUCACUGACUCAGGCGAAGUGUGGGGCUGAGAAAGUGAAGAUAGUGUAUGAAGAUCUGGAGCCAGUUCUGACCAUUGAGGAUGCAAUAAAACAUAAUUCAUACAUUACUGAAGAAAGGAAAAUAGAAAAAGGAGAUAUUGAGAAAGGAUUCAAGUCUGCUGCUGAAAUCAUAGAAGGUGAAUUGCACACAGGAGGACAGGAACAUUUUUACCUGGAAACAAAUAGUGUGCUUGUUAUUCCAAGAGUGGAGGAUAAAGAAAUGGAUGUGUAUGUGUCAACUCAGCAUGUAACAGAUGUACAGGAAUUAGUGGCUUCAGCUUUAAACCUCCAGUCCAAUAAAAUUAUGUGCCAUGUGAAACAUGUUGGUGGAGCAUUCGGUGGGAAGAUUACUAAACCUUCACUCUUUGCUGUAGUUGCAGCAGUGGCAGCCAACAAGACCGGGCAUCCAGUUAGUUUUGCCCUUGAAAGAAAUAUGGAUAUGUUAAUCACUGGUGGACGGCACCCUUUCAUUGGAAAAUAUAAAGUUGGAUUCACAAAUGAUGGUAGAAUUAUAGCUGCCGAUUUUCAGUGCUAUAUAAAUGGUGGCUGUACAACAGAUGAGUCUGAAUUGGUUAGGGAAAUACACAUGUACAAAGGAGUUAACCUAACAUCCUUCAAAGAAGAGUUUAAUGCAGAGAAUCUGUGGAAAUGUUGGGAAGAAUGUUUGGACAAAUCUGACUACUACAACCGAAAGGCAAAGGUGGAAGAAUUUAACACAAAAAAUUACUGGAGAAAGAAAGGGAUUGCCAUCAUUCCCAUGAAGUUUUCUGUUGGAUUUAAUGCAACUUAUUUUCAUCAGGCUGGAGCUCUCAUCCAUAUCUAUCUAGACGGGUCUGUGCUAGUCACUCAUAGUGGAAUUGAACUGGGACAAGGAAUUCACACUAAGAUGUUACAGGUGUGUUAUCAUGAACUGAAGAUACCGUUGUCAUAUAUACACUUCUCUGAAACAAGCACAACAACUGUACCUAAUGGAAAAUACACAGCAGCAUCAGUUGGAACAGAAACCAAUGCAAGAGCAGUCCAGGAUGCUUGUCAAACCCUUUGGAAGCGUCUGGAGCCUAUACGAAGAGACAAUCCUAAUGGCAAAUGGGAAGACUGGAUCAGUGAAGCUCACAAGCAAAGCAUCAGUCUUUCAGCUACUGGCUAUUUCAAAGGUUAUGUAACAAACAUGAACUGGGACACACAGAAAGGCCAUGCGUUCCCAUAUUUUCUCUUUGGAGUUGCAUGUUCUGAAGUAGAAAUUGACUGUUUGACAGGAGCCCACAAGAACAUCAGAACAGACAUUGUCAUGGAUGCGUGUUUUAGCAUAAAUCCAGCUAUAGAUAUAGGACAGAUUGAAGGGGCCUCCAUCCAAGGAGUUGGUCUUUAUACAUUAGAAGAAAUCUGCUUUUCCCCAGAAGGAGAGCAGCUAACUCUUGGCCCAGAUACAUAUAAGAGUCCUGCUAUCUGUGACAUUCCUGAGCACUUCCGUGUCUAUUUACUGCCAAAUUCACACAACUCGAUUGAUAUCUAUUCUUCCAAGGGCAUGGGAGAGGCUGGAUUCUUCCUGGGCAGCUCAGUGUUCUUUGCAAUAUGAGAUGCAGUGGCUGCUGCACGGAAGGAAAGAGGACUGCCCCUGGACUUCACACUAAACAGCCCCUUGACUGUUGAGCAAACUCGCAUGGCCUGUGCUGAUGUCUUUACUGAGAUGAUUCCAAAAGAUAAACCUGGAACCUAUAAGCCAUGGGCCAUCAAUAUAUCUUAAUACUGCUUUCCUAAGUACCAAGCAACUAGGUGACUCCUUCAGCCACUUACUGACUGAAAGCUUUCCUUCAAGAAAGAACUGUAAUACUUACACACACCAAUACAUAUAUAUCUGUCUUUGUAGAAUGAGAACAAGCACCAGUUCUCUUGUCAUGCCAUGUAAGAGACCUCUUAUUCUGAAACAUACAUUUGUUUCUAAAUCAAACUGUGUUCCAUGCUACACUGGAAUAAUUCUGGAGUUACCCCACGAACUUGCAAGAAUUCACAUGCAAUUUUGACAAUACCUGCAAUAAAGAGCAGGUCACAAAUAGUACCAUUUUGCCACUUCUGCAUCUAGUCUGAGAUUCAUAACUGUUGUUACCCACUCUUUCUGUUCUUCUGGUACUUGAAAAUCCCGAAGAUCAGAAUUAGACACUGUACAAACUAGUGAUGAGCAGUAUAUCAAAUAUAUCAAAGUUACGGUAGAGCAGAAAUGCCAAACGUUUUCUGGACACUGCUGUAUUAUUAUUACCACAGUGACCCCAGAAUACUGCAGCAUACCUCUUUGCUUCCUGGCAGCCCAUCUCAGACCUGCUCCUUACCACUAGUUCUCUCUGAACCACUAUUGAUGUUGACUUCUCUCAGGGCUGGAAUAUAAUCAUUGCUACUCACUGCAUUGUCAGCAUUCACUCCUCUCCUUUGCUUUACCCACAAUUUUGCUGCUUCUUUCCAGUAAAACAGUGAAGAAGGACAUAGCUGAUGGCAUCUGUAGGUAAGGAGAGAGCACAAGGUGAGGGAGGUGUACUGGGGGUAGGAAGGGUUAAAUAGCAGAACAGGUUCCAAUACCACCUUUGAGUGAAGAAGUGAGGAUUUCUGGGAUAACAUAAAUCAGUAAGCAAAGAGAUAGAGGGAUAGACCACCAUAUGUGCAAAACCUCAUAGUCUUCUUAUCUAAAACAUUCAUUUUGAAAUAGGCUUGCUCAUUGCAGCCAUCAGCAGCUAUACAUAACAAAUAUGCAGCAGGUGUCUUAGAUAAAAAGGUGGAGGGGAAAAGGGCUAAGAGGAAACAACAACAACAGAAGUUCAUCAUUAAAAAUAGGUGUGUCAGCUCCCAGUUUAACUGUGCCAAACAACACUACUGGCACUCUGGCAGACAUUGCUUUAGAAAAGAAGUUUAAAGUGAUGCUGUGGCAGCUGUAUGAAUCUUGAUGGAGCAUUUCCCUGUGAGGAGACUGAAAAGAAAAUGCAAAGAUAUUUGAGAGGGAGAAAAGGAAAUGGCUGAGCUGAUCCAACCUACGUUUACAUGCAAAUUUGUUCAACUUUAACAUUUGAUAGGUCAAAGCAAUAAAAUUAACAGUAAGAACACAUUUAAUGUCUUUGUGUAUCCAAAACACUAGCAUAAGAAAUAACUGGAGAUACUCAACAGGUAUUGCAUUAGUUCAGAUCCUGGACUCAUUUACAUAAACAUAAAUCUGGACUAUUUUCAUUUAUUUUAAGGGUGAGAUUUCAGGCUUAAAUUAGCAUGCUAUAGAAGAAGUAUGACCCUCAAGUAAAUCGUAUUUAACCUAAAUCUGUAGAGGUGCUCCAAGAUUUUAUUUCUUUACAAAUAAAUUAAUAUUACAAAUAAUGAAGAAAUUGACAGGUUAUGUUGGUAAAGGUUUCCUGUUCAUUUCUCUUGGUAAAUUGUGAGACUACAGCUAAUGCGAAAAGCUCAGCUAGCAAUAUGGUUUUGCAAUUUUGGAAUAUCAAACACUUCAAGGAGCUGGCAGCAGGAACUAUCAUAUCUUUGUGUUCUUUACCUUAAAAUGCAGUUUCCCUAACAUGUGAUUUAUCUUCUUGUCUUCUUAUUUAACUGUAAUUUAGAAAAAGGCUCUCCUUUUAGAAUGAGUACCAAAGAAAUCAGUGCCUUGGAUUUAGAAUGAAUGAAUAAAUACUAAGGUGAAUAUCUUCCUUCUGAAUGUGAUCUCCUUUUGGGUAUUUUUGAAUGUGCUAUUUUGGGGAUUUCAUUGAGCUGUUAAACAGGAUUUGCUUAAAUAUGUCUUCAAUAAAAGCAAACUUCUAAGA
This is a messenger RNA of Neopsephotus bourkii (Bourke's parrot), 6321 nucleotides long. Its product is annotated as aldehyde oxidase 2-like. The record is from RefSeq and is a predicted model, not a curated record. The transcript is spliced from 34 exons. NCBI's taxonomy places the organism in Eukaryota, Metazoa, Chordata, Aves, Psittaciformes, Psittacidae. Gene Ontology annotation, molecular function: oxidoreductase activity; FAD binding; iron ion binding.